Molecule: messenger RNA, 2340 nt
Organism: Nezara viridula (southern green stink bug)
Lineage: Eukaryota; Metazoa; Arthropoda; Insecta; Hemiptera; Pentatomidae
Source: the annotation of a GenBank genome assembly
AUGACAAUUUUAGAAUGCCCUCUGUGCUGUGCUGAAAGGUUUACUGACAUUUGCUCUUUGGAGAGCCAUUUACUUGAUAUUUGUGAAAAUAUAAUUUGUCCUGUUUGUGAAUUACAAUUUCAAACUAUAAAAACCUUAGCUUGGCAUUUGGGGCAGGAAUGCAACAUUCUGUCAAAGCAUCUCCCUGACAUGGCAAACAAAAAAGGAUUGAAUCCUACCAAGUGUCAUACAAAGCCUAGAUCAUUAAUUAAGGAAACAUCCAAGAAUGUUGAAAAUAAUACUAAAAAUAUUAGUGAAGAACUAGUCAUCAGGGGUGAAGUUCCUGGAGAUGAUAAAAUUAUUGAAAACAACAAUGAAUUUUUGAAAGUUAAAGAUUCCUCAUUUAAUGUUGUUUCUGAUGAUAAUAUUACUGAAAUCGAAUCCAGGAGUGUUUACGAAGGGUGUAUAGAAGAUAAUAGAGAAUAUUCUGCUUCUUUAUACAGCUGUUCAGUCUGUGAUAUUACUUUUUCUUCUGUAAAAGAACAUUUAAAUGAAUUCCAUAAAUAUGAAAAUGUAAUAUUUGAUAACAAUACAAAUGAAGACAUGGGUGAAACAAAUAAUGAAAAUUUAGUCGACAGUAGUGUAAAUGAGGCUUUUCCGAAAAAUUCAUCAACAUGGGCCCAGGAAGAAGUCGCCAAUUUGAUGAUUGUUAAUUGGGAUUCCAAAAUUGAUAGUUUGGUAAAAGCUGGACCUGGUGUUUCUGAAAAUCCUUGUAUGGAAUCUGUUUCUAAUGGUGAUGAAAAGAUUAUGACUUCUAAAGAAUAUUAUAUUUCCAAUUCAGAAGAAACUGAAGAACCUAUUGAUAAAACAAACAUUUCAACAAAAGAUGAUAAAAUGAUAAAUGAUACAGUAAACAUAAGUAGUGUUUCUAGGCUAGAUGAGGAAUGGCCUGAGUUAUUGAAGAAGUAUCCAGUAGCAACAUUUGUCGAGUGUAAUGAAAUGGUUACUGAUAAAAACGUUGGUUAUUUAUGUGAAAACAAACCUUACGUAUUUAACGAGCAUCGUGUAAGACUUCUUAAAUUUAGUCAGAAAAUGGAUCCUCCAAAAAUUGAAGAUAUCCCAUUUCCUGAAGAACCUCCUGAUUUCAUCGAACCAAUUCUGCAACUAGCUGAUGAUGUUCCUCAAGAUUUAGCUGGUUCAUACGCUGUUCUGUGGCCUUGCCAUCUCUGCGGUGCAUUUGUCUACCAUUGGUCUGACCUCGCAAAACAUUGUUGUAGCUCUUCUCCAAAAUAUUAUCCUUGUACCAUUUGCAGGAAGUCCUUCCAAACUCGAAGGAGUUUGAACAAUCAUUAUUCUGUGGUUCAUAAAAUUAUACAUUCAUCAGGUGGAUGUUUUCCAUGUCCUCUUUGUCCCGCAAAGGUACAGACCUCUUCACAUUUGGAGAAACAUUUAGCGAUGCACAGGAAAAAUGAUCUGAUAAAAUGUGAUCUUUGUGAGAGUAUGAUUCAAAGGUCUACUUAUUCUGAUCAUUUGAAGGCACAUGGAACAAAUGGAACUCUUAGUUUAGUUUGCCAAUUAUGUAACCGACCUUUCAAAGGAAAAAGUGAGCUUGAGUUACAUAUUCCACAAUGCCACUUGAAGUAUAAUGAAUCAGAUAAUCUUAAAUGUCAAAAAUGUAAGUUAAAUUACGAAGAUUUACAAACACUUCGGGAACAUCUGGUUUCUCAUGGCAUUUCUAUGAAGCCUCACCUGUGUGCCUUCUGUCCGAAAUCAUACAAUCGUCUUAUUGAUAAGGUUAUUCAUGAAAGAGUGCAUACCAGGAGCAAACCACAUUCCUGUAAUGAAUGUGGUCGAUGUUUCAGGCUUCGAAAUUCUCUUGUCGCACACAUGAGAAUCCAUUCUGGAGAACGCCCUUUUAAAUGUUCUUUUUGUAAUAAGUCAUUUCGAACAAAACAUCUUCAAAGAUCUCACAGUUCUACUCAUUCUGGAGUAUUUCGAUACAAGUGUAAUUAUUGUAAGAAACAGUUUCAGUCUAAGAGUAAAGUUGAAGCUCAUGAGAAUUCCCAUAAAAAGCCAUUUGUAUGCCUUGAGUGUAAAAGAAUGUUUUAUUCCCUCCGUUUUGUGAAGAAGCACAUGGACAAUCAUAAAAAUGGUCAGCUAAAUUAUACGUGCAAUAUGUGCCCUAAUAUGUUCACAAGAGCGGCAUAUCUUGAAACUCACCUAAGAACAAAACAUGGCCUCGAUACAAAGACUUCUAUUUCUAUAUCGACUCAGAAGAUUUACCAACAGAUGGAAGGCAUUUGUGGCCCCUUUGUGUUUCUUUUCGUCAUAUUAUGGAUCUUCUUAGAAUAUGGAAUUUGA